Messenger RNA from Xyrichtys novacula (pearly razorfish), 1774 nucleotides. The record is from the annotation of a GenBank genome assembly. NCBI's taxonomy places the organism in Eukaryota, Metazoa, Chordata, Actinopteri, Labriformes, Labridae.
CUCCCACUCGCCUGUGUGUGAGAUCCUAAGAAACAAGCUGGCCAGUCAUAACAGAAGAAAGUCUCCAACUCUCUCUUACACACAGCUACACAAUGAGAAACACAUAAAGGAUCAUCUUCACGCCAGCUGUGGACAUCUGUUUGGAUGACUAUGGACUAAAGAGUAAGUGACCAAAGCUUUAACAUCAUUUCUUAUUCUUCAAUGUUUUACACCAAGAUUAUGUGUUAUCUUUGAAUUACUAUCAUGUAGGAGUUUAGACUUUGUUUAGUGUUUUAGUAAAACAUCUUUCCACAGUAUUUCUGGAUCUAUAGAGCUGUGUAUUUCAUUAUACUGUAUAAAACUCCCAACUAAAUAUAAGAGUUAAAAUAGAUUUUAAAAAAUGAACAAAAUAACUUUGACGCUUCUUUUUUUUAUUAUGAGAGCCAUUAGUCUUCUGUGAUUAUUUGAUAAAAUCAAUUAAAGUUGAUUUCCCUUAAAAGAAAAAAAAAUCUCUGUGAUCUCAACAGUUAAUUCCUCAGUGUCAAACAAGACAGGACACAAAGGAGAAAAGGAGAAGCAUCAACCCAUCUGAAAAUCAACAGCCAUUUUUUAGACUGGACUAAACUCCCAGUGAGAGAGAUUUUUUUAAAGGACCUCUUUUUAAAUUUGGGAGAGCUUUUCUUCAGUCAUCAUGGCAUCCACAGGUCUCCAGCUGCUGGGCUUGGUGUUGGCCAUGCUGGGUUGGGCGUGUGGAGUCUUGGUGUGUGCUGCCCCUCUGUGGCGUGUCUCUGCAUUCGUCGGUGGGGAGCUGGUGAUUGCCCAGAUGCUGUGGGAGGGCCUGUGGAUGAACUGUCUGUCACAGACCACGGGCCACAUCCAGUGCAAGACUUAUGACUCCACCCUGGCUCUGCCCAUGUCCCUCCAGGUGGCCCGAGGCCUCAUUGUCCUCUCCCUGCUCCUCUGCCUCCUGGCCCUUAUGCUUGGGGUGACAGGGGCUAAGUGUACCCACUGCAUGGGAGAUGGAAACCAGGUCUCCAAAGCUCGGCUUGCGAGGAUAUCAGGGGUGCUCUUUCUUGUGGCGGGCCUGGCUUACUUGGUACCAAUCUGCUGGACUGCCUACGCAAUCAUCAGGGACUUCUAUGAUCCAAAUGUUGCAGCCCCAUUGAAGAGAGAGCUGGGGCCGGCUCUGUACCUGGGCUGGGGAGCCUGUUUGAUGCUUCUCGUGGGGGGUGCGUUGUUGCAUGUGGGCUCUUCUCCACCAGCAGGAAAAACACUGCCUGUGGGAAGAGUAGCAGCAAAAGACAACCCACACACAGGGGCAGGAGGAGAAGUGAAGCAACAGGAGAAAUCGUUCGUAUGAGAUAAAUUUACAGGACAUGUCAGACCCAAACACAGAUGUCAUGACCUCAUUGAAAACAGCCUGCACAGUUUCAUGUCCUGUGAAGCUCAGCUGGUUAAAUUUCCCUGUAAUUGUUUGAAAAACCACCAUGUCAAAUGGUUUCUGAUACUAUUUAAUUCAUUAAAUAGUGUGGGAGUUGACAUGAAUUGUGGGAGGAUAAUAGAAGUUUAGAUGUUUACUAAUGCGUGUGACUUACAUUUCUCAAAUUCCACUCUGCCUCUGCUUGUUUGUGUGUGUGUGUGUAUUUGUCUGUGUGUGUAGGCAGUCUGUGUACAGAAGGCCAGUGUACAUUGUGCAUCACUGUAUGCUGAUGUAAUAGCUCAAAAUAUGAGUGGGAAGCCAGUGUGAUGCUUGUUUAAUUAUUUAUUUAUCUUUAUUAAAUUAUUAACAAGCUUC